Rhipicephalus microplus (southern cattle tick) is the source of this 1845-nucleotide messenger RNA. RefSeq lists its product as uncharacterized. Lineage: Eukaryota; Metazoa; Arthropoda; Arachnida; Ixodida; Ixodidae. The record is from RefSeq and is a predicted model, not a curated record.
AUGCCCGCUGCUAAGAAGCAGCAGCUGUCCUCAGCAAACCGUGUCUCACGGCCGGCCUACUCUCCGUCCACGUCCUCUUCGUCGUACGAGAGUUCGUCGUCUUCCCAGGAAGGGAGCCCCGACUACGAUUCGCCUCGGCCCGUCUCGUCGAGAGCGUCCCGCUCCUGCGACCCGGUGAACGUGAGCCCGGCGCAAGUGAGCCCACCGUCGGGAUGGUACGGCAACCCUGGAGUCAGGCCUCCGACUCUCAGUGCCCCGGAUGUCAGAAACAGAAGGACCGACGACGAGGUCGGUCGCUGGCCGCUUCCGGCGUCCGCCGUGACGGCCACGUGUUCACCGCGUGCCAAGACUCCAUUCCGGGUCACCUCGGCCGACAAGUUGCGCGGACAGCAGCAGCAGCAGAUCCAACUGGCCGCGGCCGGAGCCGGCGAAGCGCAGCAGAUGGAGCAUUCGAGCACCCACGUCGACACCUCCAGCUCGUGGUGGCUCCUGCCCGUGAUGGUAUUCGGUGCGUGCGCGGGCCUCGUCUUGCUCGCUGUCGCCGCUCUGGGCACCACGUACACCUACCGCUCUGUGAUCGCGCGCUUCGCUGGCCAAGCCGUCGGCCUUCUGUCAGGCGUUCCCGAGUACAGCGAAGACCGGGACGACGUGGCCGACGACGGCGCCAACGGACCGAGGCCCCGGAUCUGGUGCUUCCUGCGACGCCUGGACACGCCGUCGAGCAAGACGUCGUCCGGCGGCCACCGGGGCGCUAGCGUCGCACCCAAAGGCCUGUGCUCGGCGCUCGUCUACCAGGGAGCCCGGGUCGUGUGGCGAGACGCCGAGGCUAGCAUCGACGUCACGCAGCCGUCCGAUGAGGAUGCUCUGCGGAGACUGGCUGCCAGGCGGGACGUGGACCCACUGCUUGAAGUCUACGUUCACGUGUCAAGCGACCAGCAGCCGGUAGCAGGCUCGGCUCUUGCCGCCCCCUUGGCAUCGGCCAGCGCUCGCUCCCCUACGUCGUUGUCGCCUACGUCACAAGCAGCUUCCGCAGCUCCACAUUCCUCCGCUACCACCAAGGAGGCGCUGCGGUCGCUCCUGCGCUCCCCACAGGGCACCACCGAGGUGUUCGCCAUGCGCACGGCCCGCUGGUUGGUGGUGCACCACCUGGACGGUCUGGUCGUGGAACUUGGCAGCGCCGUCAGCGGAGUCACCACCGAACUCAUCACGCGUCUCGCCGAGAUGUGCCAGCGUCAGCUCGGGCGCAUGGGCAAGUCGUUCACGCUGGUGCUGCCGGAGUCGACAACGCUUUUCGCCCAGUACGACCUGAAUGCCCUGCUCACCACGAGGGGCCUGUACCCAAUCCAGCGGACCCACCUGACCAGUGACCUCAGGCGCGCCAGCUGUCCAGCGCCCUUCAAAGGGGCGUACUUUGGAAUUGAGCACAUCCUGAACCGCACCCGUGCGGCGCUGGGACGGGGCCACCGACGCCAGGGCCUGUCGCGCAUCUUCUUCAGCGUCAGCCUGCUCGGGGCGCACUUCCUGCUCGACAGGGAACCCGCGCCCAACGAGAGCGUCGCCUUCGCGCCGGCGAAGUUCCAGGGAUUCAUGCCCUACUCGCAGGUGUGCCAGCUGAUGAUGUCGGGCGGGUGGAACGCACGCGCCAACCUGGAGACCGACUGCACCGAGGCGACCCGGGGACCCCAGUGGGUGUCCUCCAUCGCGCCUUUCUCCGGAAACUGGAUUAUCGGCCUUAAGGGCGCGAUUCGUGGUCUUGCCGUCUUCGACGUCGACGGCGACGACCGAGACGGCCACUGUGGCGAGAAGCACGUCCUCUUGAAGAGGCUCAAGGACCUGCUGACCUGA